AUGCUGUUAAUGACCAAAGCCACAACGUUCUCAUCAUGGGUCUCUCCAGAUCUCCAUAUACGAAAUCAAAAACAUCUUCUUCACCAUAAAAAUGUCAAACCAACUUUAAGAUCUUUACAAUUUCUAUCUCAAAGCUUCAACACUUUAUACUGUACACGAAUUCCCGCUACUUUAACACUGACUACAACCUCUAAUCAUCAAGUUACAGAUUACAAUGUUGAAAUUUUCAGAUUCUGUGAAAUGGGUAAUCUUCAGAAGGCGAUGGAUUUGGUUUGUAAGUCUGAAGAAGUUGAUUCCAAGACGUACUGUCACAUCCUACAGCUUUGCGCGGAGUCAAAGGCUCUGCACCAUGGCAAGACAGUUCAUAAUUUGAUAUGUUUGAGGGGAAUUGAACUUGAUUCCGUUCUGGGUUCUAAGCUCGUGUUUAUGUAUGUGAGCUGUGGGGAUGUGAGAGAAGGGAGGCGGAUUUUCGAUAAAAUUGAGAAACAUCACGUUUUUCUUUGGAACUUUAUGAUGAACGCGUAUGCAAAGAUGGGUGAUUAUGAGGAGACUGUAUCUUUGUUCAGAGUAAUGCAGGAAGUGGGUGUCGAACCUGAUUCUUACACAUUUUCUUGUUUAUUUAAAUGCUUCGCAGCUCUUGGGAAUGAAAAUUUCGGGGAAAGUAUCCAUGGUUAUGUUCUAAAGCUGGGGUUUGGACUUGAUUGUACUGUCGUGAACUCCAUGAUUGCUCUUUACUUCAAGCGUGGAAACAUUGAUAAUGCACGGAAGCUGUUCGAUCAUUUGCCUGAACGAGAUGUGAUUACUUGGAAUACAAUGAUAAAUGGAUAUGUAGCCAACAGUCUUCCAGAAACAGCCUUUGAGGUCUUCAAGAACAUGCUUAAUUCUAGGGUUAGCAUGGAUUUGGCUACAAUGGUUAGUGUUGUUGCAGCAUGUGCAAGCAUGGGUGUCCUUACUUUAGGCCAAACAAUUCAUGCUUUUACAGUGAAAAGUGAAUUCAACAAGGAAACAAAAUUUAACAACACCUUACUUGAUAUGUAUUCAAAAUGUGGUGACAUGGAUGCUGCACUUCAAGUAUUCAAAAACAUGGAUGAAAGAAGUAGUGUUGUUUCAUGGACUUCAUUAAUUGCAGGAUAUACAAGAAAAGGUGAAUCCCAUAAAGCAAUAGAGUUAUUCCUCAACAUGAAAAAGAAAGGUGUGAAACCCGAUACUUUCACAGUCACAAGCAUCCUUCAUGCUUGUGCUUCAAAUGGUUCACUAGAAAAAGGCAAAGAAGUUCACAAUUACAUCAAAGAAAACAAAAUCCAAUCUUUAGCAGUUUCUAAUGCUCUUAUGGACAUGUAUGCUAAAUGUGGUAGCAUGGAUGAUUCAUAUCAUGUUUUCUCUGAAACCCCUUUUAAAGAUAUUGUCUCAUGGAACACAAUGAUUGGAGGCUACUCAAAAAACUGUCUUCCAAGUGAAGCACUUACUUUAUUUACCAAAAUGCAAAGUGAAAUCAAACCUGAUAACAUAACAAUGACAUGCAUCCUUCCCGCAUGUGCCAGCCUGGCAUCUUUAAACAAAGGCCGAGAAAUCCACACACAUGUUUUAAAAAAAGGGUUUUCUUCAGAUCAAUUUGUCAUCAAUGCACUUAUUGACAUGUACAUGAAAUGUGGAGCUUUACUUUUAGCAAAAUCAAUCUUUGAAUUGACCAAAAUCAAGAAUCUUGUCACAUGGACAAUCAUGAUCUCAGGGUAUGCCAUGCAUGGAUUUGGACAUGAAGCUUUAUCAACCUUCAAAAAGAUGUGUGAAAAUAAUGAAAAGGGUAAAAAAGGAAUUGAACAUAAUGAAGCUUCGUUUACUUCUAUACUAUACGCGUGUAGCCAUUCAGGGUUGCUCAAUGAAGGUCAAGAAUUUUACAAAAUCAUGGUGAAUGAGUUCAAGAUUGAACCCAAGUUAGAGCAUUACGCAUGUAUGGUGGAUCUUCUUUCUAAAACAGGAAAGUUAUCAGAAGCGUAUAAGUUUAUCAAAAAGAUGCCUGUUAAACCUAACUCCACAAUAUGGGGAGCAUUACUUUCUGGUUGUAGGUUUCACCAUGAUGUGAAACUAGCCGAAAAAGUUGCAGAAGAAAUUUUCGAAUUAGAACCAGAAAACACAGGAAACUAUCUACUUUUGGCUAAUAUAUACUCAGAGGCUGAGAAAUGGAAGGAAGUGAAGGUGUUAAGAGAUAGAAUUGUUACAAGGGGUGUAAAAAAGAAUGUAGGGUGUAGUUGGAUAGAGAUUAAGGGUCAAGUUUAUAUAUUUGUUGGAGGAGAUAAAGAGAAUCCAGAGGCUAAAAAGAUUGAAUCUUUAUUGGAUAAGUUGAAAAUGGAGAUGAAGAAAGAUGGAUGCUUAGAUAGAGUAAAAUACGGAUUGGUUGAUGAAGAUAUGGAGAAAGAAGUUAAGGUUUGUGGGCAUAGUGAGAAGCUUGCAAUGGGUUUUGGGAUACUGAAGUUGGCUCAUGGUAGGACAAUACGGGUGACUAAGAAUAUGAGAGUAUGUUGGGAGUGUCAUGAAAUGGCGAAAUUUGUUUCCAAGAAUGUUGGGAGGCAGAUUGUGUUGAGAGAUUCGAAUAGGUUUCAUCAUUUUAAGGAUGGGUUUUGUUCUUGUAGAGGUUAUUGGUGA
Lactuca virosa is the source of this 2640-nucleotide messenger RNA. The record is from the annotation of a GenBank genome assembly. Lineage: Eukaryota; Viridiplantae; Streptophyta; Magnoliopsida; Asterales; Asteraceae.